Messenger RNA from Musca domestica (house fly), 2573 nucleotides. RefSeq names its product zinc finger protein 3 homolog. NCBI's taxonomy places the organism in Eukaryota, Metazoa, Arthropoda, Insecta, Diptera, Muscidae. Gene Ontology annotation, molecular function: zinc ion binding. The record is from RefSeq and is a predicted model, not a curated record. The transcript has 10 exons. The coding region runs from base 506 to 2527 and encodes 673 amino acids. Gene Ontology annotation, cellular component: nucleus.
UGUCUUUCAUCGCAAAGUUGCCAUAUCGCAGUGUUCUUUAUUCAUUGUUUUCUUUUCUCGGAAGCGUCGGGUUGUUAAAUUGCCAAUAAAUUAAUAUUUUAGUGUAUAAUUCGCUAUGAAAAAGUAUGAAAUAAAUGUGUAUGUGUCAUUGUUGUGAUUGUGCACGCUCGAAAGCAGAAUAAAACAUGAAUGAGAUUAAUACAUAGUCUCCAAUUGAACUUUGUUUUUGAGGCUUUCUGUUUGCCUGUAGAUCAAGCCAAGGAAAAGAACUCGAUGCCGUACUAGCUGCUGAGGAAUUUAGCUGAAGGAGUGGCCAAGGAAGAAAAAUUCCUUUAGUAUAGAUAGAUUCAUUCUUUGCUUCAUAUCUUCGCACUCAUUUUCAUUCAGUUAGUUCUUAACGAUUGCCUCGACUAUUGUGGCUUAAGGAUUUACAAAAACAAUAACAGAACACAUUAAUUUAAUGUAAAAUUGGUAGUGGUGGCAGGAAAGAAAGUAUCUUCCCAACAUGUCCUUAGAUUUGACAACAUUGUGUCGCACCUGCAUGGAUGGUGACAGCAAGUACUAUCAACUUUUGGAUUAUGUCGAUGAGCAUACCAUUUUAGAAAUGUUACAUGAAAUUGUGCCACAAAUUCACAUCGACCACGAGGAGGACACUGAUUUGUCGACAAUAAUUUGUGAAAAUUGUGUCGAUAAACUGGUGACAAGUUAUAAAUUCCAACAGAUGUGUAUGGACACCGACCAUCAGUUACGUCAAUUAAUUGUGGCCUCAACGGAACUCAUUGUGGACACUAGAGAAAAUGAAUGGCAUAGCGAUGUGGUGGAAUAUAAGGUGAAUGAUGUGGUGGAUGAAAUGAAAAUAGAAUUAUACGAUUUGGAUGAGAAUUUUGCCGAUGUAAAUUAUGUAAAGGAUGUUGGAGGUAAAAAUUACAUGGAUGCCGCAGAAGAACCCGUAGCGGAAGAGCUUAUUGUGGAAACCGAUGGCGAGUCUUCGGACUUUGACCAAGAUAAUGAAUAUGUUGGAAAAAGUAAAUUGGAGGGAACAGAACCCUUUAAAAUAGUCAAACAAAUGUCUAGAAAGAAAUAUAUCUGCUCGUAUUGUGGAAAAUUCUUUGAUCGAAUUACCCGUAUCGAACAUCAUUUGUACAUUAAACAUAAAUACAAUUUAUCGGAUCUGAGGACGUAUGUACAGCAAUUGGUAAACAAGGAUGAUGAUGAUGCCCCAUUGAGUUGUGAGGAGAGUUUGAUAGUAAGUCCUAAACAUUUUCCGAGUGAAGAAUUAAAAGAGCAGAGUUAUGGCAUUGAAUCGAAUAAACAAAAGAAAAUACAAAUCCAAAAAGAGAAUACAAAUCCGAGUACAAACUUUGAUGAAGAAACCGGGCAAGAAAUUAUGGACUAUUUCGAGGAAAUCAUAGAAGAUAAUGAAGCCGAAAGUAUGACCUAUUUGGAUAAUGAAGAUGAAAGUAAGAGCAAUUUCGAUAACGAGGGCGAAAGCAAUACCUAUUUGGAAAUUGAUCAAUGUCCUGAUAUGGGUGAUACGAACUCUGCCAUUAUGAAUGAGCCAGACGAAUCAGUUGAUUAUAUGGACAACAAUUUUAAUGAGAUUGAACGACCAAAACCCCGUGGCGGCGGCCAUUAUCCUUGUGAAGUUUGUGGCAAAGUUUUCAACAACCCCUCACGUUUACGCCGUCAUAGUCCUGUCCAUUCAUUGGACAAACCGUAUGCCUGUGAAAUAUGUAAACAUCGUUUCACCUCCCUAUAUUAUUUGAAAAUACACAAGGAGUCACACAACAAAGAUCACAACAAUGAAUCCGUUCCUCCAGCCGAUGGUUAUAAAUGCCCAGAAUGUCCAAAACGUUUUCAAAAUCAACCUGCCUUGGCCUCGCACCGUCAGGUGCAUAGCCGCAAGUUGUUGGCACGCAAUGUUAUUUGUGACAUUUGCCAAAAGGGAUUUUUGACCACCAAAACAUUGGUGGAUCACAUCAAAGCAAGACAUCCAAAUGCCAAAAAAUACCAGUGUGAUCAAUGUGAUAAGAAAUUCCUCUUGGAGGAGCGUUUAAUGAGGCAUAUGGCAACGCACAAGGAUUUGAUGUGUAGCAUAUGCAACAAGGAAUUUACAUCGGAGCCGACAUUGAAGGAACACAUGAACAUCCAUUCGGGAGCAUGUCCCUAUCUCUGUUCAGAGUGUGGCAAGGCAUUCAAAUUUGCCAGCAGUUUGCGCAAACACAUCGAACGGCAUUCAGAUGUUAGCAAACAUCAGUGUCCACAGUGCCCGAGAAGUUUCAAGUGUCGCAGCGAUUUGAAUAAACACAUUAAAAUCCAUUUGGGUUUGAAACCAUAUAAAUGUGAUAUAUGCAAUUCGAAAUUUACACGGGCGUUCAAUUUGGAGCAACACAAACGUUUGCAUGGUGAGCAGAGUUUGCAUAAAUGCGAAGUUUGUGGGGUAACAUUUUCCUCAUUAAAUCACCUAAAGCGCCAUGUGAAAACUCAUACAUCUGUGAAGGAGGAUCAUGAAAUUGAGGAGUUUUAAAAGUAAAUAAAAAAGAAAUUUAAAAAAAGAAUGUUGUUUUAGCUAU